AGCACCUGGCGCUGACGCCGUCCGACAAGCGCGGGAAGGCGCAGCAGGCGCUGGCGGGCGACAGGACCUUCGUGCAGCGCGCCCUGCAGCAGGCGGCCGAACCCCUGGACGUGAGCGAGGCCAGGGAGCGCAGGGCGGAGGAGCGCCAGUGGGCCGGACCUUCCUGCGGCGGGCGGCGGGCCACUUCGACCGCGUGGCGCGGCGCAUCCGGCUGCCCGGCGGCAUCCACGGCGGCACUGUCGUGGGCGUGGACAUCGCGCCAGGGCAGGACCACCUCAUGGUGAAGCUCUUCGCGUACCUUCUCCACGACAGCCCGCGGCGGCGCGGCAGGUGAACAAGGCGAAGGCUCUGGCCCCCAAGGGAUCCUCGUCCGGGAGCUCCAGGCCGUUGGACGCGUCCCCGAGGGCGGGCGCCCCCGCGGCGGCGAAGCCGACCUCCGCCGGCGGCGAGCCCGUCACGCCCUUGAGGAUGAGGGAGGCCAGGCUCAGCGGGGACGCGGGCUCCCGGCGCGGCUCGGCGGAGAUGCGCGCGGUGGUCUCCGGGGAGUCGCUGGAGAGGGCCCGGAAGCGCCUCUUCGGCGAGCUGCUGCGGGGGGCCGUGCAGUACGUCACAGACCGUUCGGCCCUCGCGCGCCGCCGGGCCCUCGCGGGCGGGAGGGCCGAGGGCACGCCGGCGGGCAGCAGCCCCGGCGGAGGCCUCGGGCCGGCGGAGGCGGAGGACCCCGCCGCCGCCCACGAGGCGCAGGCGUACGGCCGUCUCGGACCUGUGCCAGAGACGAGUCCCGUCGUGCUCUCGACGCCGGCGGAUGGGUCGCAGGCUACGCCGAAGGCAAGUGAUCCUCGGUUCGGCCCUGACGUGCAGUGGUCUGACCGCGCCGUGCGCGAGCGAUUGAAAGCGGCAUCGAUUGACAGCUUGCUCAUGACCAUGAGGCUGCGCUCCUGCGGGCAACCUCUGCCUUGGGUGAAGCUCGUCGCUGCGGACUGCGAGUUCCUGCGUCGCCAGGGCUUGGUGCCUCCCGCCAUGCCUGGCUUCUUCGACGCACCGCUGCAAUGGGCCGAACUGGUGGCUGAUCGCCAGAAAUGGGCCGACAUCGUGGGCAGCGUGCAUGUCUGCGAUUCCUGCCUGGACCGCGACUGCACCGCGUCCUCGGCCACGCCUCUCACAGUGAAGUGCCGGAUGUGUAGUGCUCGCUUCGCCUCCGCGCGCGCCCGCGCGUGCCAUGAGCGCAUCGCGCACAGGAUGACUACGAAGGCUAAGUGUUACCUCCACGGCACGGUUUGUCCAUGCUGCAAGGUGGAUUUCAGGCAGAAGAUCCGUCUGCUGGCGUACUUCCCGCCGAUCGCCCAUGGCGCGCAGGCGCUGCAGGUCACCAUGGGCCCGCUCAUCAUGGGCUGCCUGCUGGUGUGGCAGUACCUCAAGAGAAGGAUGCAGGGCAAGUGCGGCGGCGAGCUGCACAGCCACAUCUGGAAGUUCAUCUCCAAGGCAGAGGCCAGGGACAAGACGGGCCGCAUCGUGCAGUACGGCUGCAGGGCCAUCCAGGGCUUCAUGGAGCUCCUCGCCCCCGAGCACCCGCUGCAGACCUGGCGGAAGACCGUGGCCGAG
This is a messenger RNA of Prorocentrum cordatum, 1602 nucleotides long. NCBI's taxonomy places the organism in Eukaryota, Dinophyceae, Prorocentrales, Prorocentraceae. The record is from the annotation of a GenBank genome assembly.